Zophobas morio is the source of this 2591-nucleotide messenger RNA. RefSeq names its product extended synaptotagmin-2-like. The transcript has 13 exons. Bases 330 to 2576 code for a protein of 748 amino acids. The record is from RefSeq and is a predicted model, not a curated record. Gene Ontology annotation, molecular function: phosphatidylcholine binding; phosphatidylethanolamine binding; phosphatidylinositol binding. Lineage: Eukaryota; Metazoa; Arthropoda; Insecta; Coleoptera; Tenebrionidae. Gene Ontology annotation, cellular component: extrinsic component of cytoplasmic side of plasma membrane; endoplasmic reticulum membrane.
UGUGAAACGCAUAAUCAAUCUAAACAUUUUCGAUACUAAGAAAUGGACCCGGUUCGCUUUCGCAUGUAGUAUGUAGCACAUCCUUCCUCCUUAACAAGAUAAUGCGAAUUAAACUCGAGUAAAUUGACGAUAAGCGCACAAAAUGAUAACGGUCGCUUAAAAAAGCCUGGAAAAAGUCGUCAAGAGCAACUUGAAUCAACAAUAUCCGUAAAAAAACCUAUUAUCGAACAUAUUGAUAACGAUAAUACCGCUUCGAAAGAUUACGACUUGGUGUUAGUUUUAAUUGAAACGGAAAGAAGUCGGUUUCAGUUGACAUAAUCGGCUAAACAAUGCAAAGUGAUGUAACGAGUGAAGCUUCCGUGACGCCGAAUAAUAAUGAAUCAAUUUUGAGCACCGAAAACGCCGUCAAAGUGGUAAAAAAGCUCUCUCUCUUCGUCUUUGUCUACUGUGUGGGUUAUUUUGGUCUGUCUACGUUAUGGGCUUGCGGUAUAUUAAUCAUACUCGUGUGGGACUCUCAGCGGCGUAAAGACAAAAAACAGAGACUGGAUGUAGCAAGAGCCGUAGCUCUCGGACACGAAAAAGACAUAAUUUUGAACGCCGUAGCACAACUGCCGCAAUGGGUUAAAUUUAGCGAAAUCGAACGAGUCGAGUGGCUGAACCGAAUGUUCAAGCAGAUAUGGCAACAGGUCAACGAGUACACUCAAGAUUUGGUACCCAAAAUCCUAGAACCGAGUAUACAAGGGUACGUUUCGGAUUUUAAAUUCACUAAAGUGGUAUUAGGAAACGUGCCUCUGAGAGUCGACGGUGUCAAAGUCUAUGACCCAAAAGAUACACGGAAGGUAGUACUGGAUUUAGAUAUUUCAUACGACGGCGAUUGUUACGUUACUUUCCAGACCUUUAGGUUCGCGGGAGGAAUCAAAGACAUAAAGCUUCAUGGGCGACUACGUGUGGUUCUAACCCCUCUCAUCCCUCGAAUCCCUCUAAUCGGUGGUUUGCAAGCCUACUUCAUGAAUCCUCCACACGUAGAUUUUGAUUUAAUUAAAGUCACACAGAUUUUGGACAUUCCAGGUAUACGCAACCGCAUUAAAAAUACCACAAUGAAGAUAAUAAACUCCAUGUUUUUGUACCCUAAUGCUUACUCUAUAAAUUUGAGUAAAGGGGUGAACGUGUCAAAACUUGCCGUUUUCCGUACGGAGGGAAUUUUGCGAGUCCAUGUAGUCGAAGGCAAGAAUUUAGAAAACAAAGAUCUCAUCGGGAAGUCUGACCCUUACGCCGUCCUUAAAGUGGGUUCCAUUAAGGUAGAAACCCCGGUUAUCGACAACUGUUUGAACCCAAAGUGGGACUUCUGGUGCGAGUUCGAGAUAGUACCCAACUCUGAGCUCAAAGUGGAGGUGUGGGACCGCGACGAUGGUACCAAGGACGAUUUCCUGGGCUUUGCUAAAGUGGACAUCUCCCAGGUUGUCAAAGUCGGACAAGCCGAUAUGCCCAUUUGUCUGCAAGGUGCGGCCCGUGGAAGCAUCCACCUCCGACUCACCUGGUUAUCAUUAAGCUCCGACUACUCAGACUUGAGUGUUACAAUCAAAGAAAUCGAAUUACUGAGUCCCCACCUCCACACCGCCUUUUUGAUGAUUUAUCUAGAUUCAUCCCUGAACCUACCUUUCGUGGGCAAAACGGAACCCAGUCCCUACGUGGUACUAGAAGUCGAACAACAAACCAAACAAACCGACCCAGAUCAAGAUACUUGCGAACCCAUCUGGGACAAAGGGUUCACCUUCUUGCUCCGCGACCCCAAGCGAGCCGUCCUUCACUUCCACAUCCACGACGAAAAGAGCAGGGACGUGGUAGGGGAGGUGUUCUUCAAAGUCGACAAUUUGCAAAACGAACCCAACAUGGAGUUACGAAGGCAUACGUUCUUUUGUAACAAACCUCAUUCGGACGCGUCGAUUUGUUGUUCGAUGAAACUUAGAAUUUUAAAAAACGAGUACCUGGAGGAGAAGACUGAAGAAGAGAGCACUAAACGACAGAAGAUGGUGGUCAAACAAGCCUCUACUGCCUCGAAUAAGUCGACAGUUAGUCAAAGCACGGUGAUGUCGUCUGACAGCGAACAUGCUUUCUCCGACAACGAAGUCAACAUGUUUUUAGAAGACGAAACCGUCUCCAGCAUAGGCCAAAUCAAGCUCUCCCUCUCCUACAGCCAACAACGACAACGCCUGGUCAUCCAAGUACACGAAGUACACAUUAUUCAAAAACACCACCACACCAUCGACCCCUAUGUUCGCCUCACCCUCCAGACGGACAAAUUCAAGAACAACAAAAAGAAAACAAAAACGAUAAAGGACUCCACGACUCCACUGUUUAACGAACAGUUCGACUACUUAGUCUCCAAUCGAGACAUCAACUUCACCACCAUCACCCUGGAGGUAAAAACCGAACGUGGUAUUUUCGAAAUCGGAAGAAGAUUCCUAGGCCAAACUGUGAUUUCGUUGUCGAAAUGCGACACUUUGAGUGAACCCUUCACCGACUGGUUCAAUCUCAAGACGAAGAAAGACACCCAUGUUUAUCAUUUGGUUAAAUAAAAGGGCGUUUACUGA